This is a messenger RNA of Vicia villosa (hairy vetch), 1533 nucleotides long. RefSeq lists its product as uncharacterized. The record is from RefSeq and is a predicted model, not a curated record. Bases 1 to 1533 code for a protein of 510 amino acids. The transcript has 11 exons. NCBI's taxonomy places the organism in Eukaryota, Viridiplantae, Streptophyta, Magnoliopsida, Fabales, Fabaceae.
AUGGCACGACCGUUGGAAAAGAUAUCUGAUGUUAACGAUGAAAAGGAACUUUGGAAAGUUGCUGUUAAGAUACAUCACAAGUGGAGUGUCAUCUCUAACAACAAGGAACAUUUCGAAAUGGUUGUUUAUGAUUCUGAGGGAAGUGAUAUCCAUGUUAUCGUACCUCCCGUUUACAGGCAGAAUUUUGAUUCGGUGUUUGUUGUUAAUGAUACUUACACUAUUGCGAACUUCCAAGUUCAGCUGAAUGAUCUGCUGUUCAAACCUUCUGCUCACAAGUACCUCCUUAAAUUUACUGGUGGGACAAAAGUUGGGGAUAGAAAUGUGCAUCAGAUUCAGGAAAAGGCUUGCAGACUCACUCCUUUUCUUGAUAUUUUAACUGGGAAAUGGAAUAAGGAUCAACUUUUAGAUGUUAUCGGAGUGGUUGAUGAAAUUGGGUACACACAGGUCCAGGUUGGAAGUAAAAAGCAACAGGUCAACUUUGUCAUUCGCGACUUGAGGUUUAAACAACAACACUAUCACGGUUACGUUAUGGGAGGCGUAAGCGGUGCAGUUUAUGAACUACGCAAAUAUCCUCUAUCUGUUACCAACACUUACAAUGUCACCAAAUUGACUAUUAAUGAAGACGUGGAGACAAUCAAACAAUUUGCCAAAAUGCUUACACAGGAUACUAUAGUGGCUGUCUCAGGCCUUCUCAGUCAUCAGUCUCAGGGAAGGUCGCAAAACUCAUACAGUUCUCGCCAAUCACCUACCCAAAAGUUGUUGUCUAAUGCUGUUCUUCUUCCACUUGAGCAGAUAGUUAAACUCAAAGACACUACUUUUUGUGCCACGGUUGCUACAAUUGCAAAAAUUGUUGCUUCAAAAUAUGGGUGGUACUACCAGGCAUGCCAUGAGUGCCCAAAUAAAGUCACUGGUGAUAGCCCUCCCUACAAGUGUGUCAAGGGACAUGAGACUGAAACUGCCAUUUUCAGGUAUAAAAUAGAGGUGGGUGUUCUUCAUGCUGGUACAAAAUGCAAGUUUGUUUUAUGGGACAAGGAGAGUGAAGACCUAUUGGAAGUGUCGGCUGCUCAUAUGCGCGAAACAAUGUUUCAGGCUGGAAUAUUUGAUCCCCUUGAUUAUCCCCUGACACUCGACAAGCUCCUUAAUCAGGAACUUGCCUUCAAGGUCAAGUGGCAACCAAAUUGGUCUAAUUGCUCGGUCAUCAUGUUAGUGAAAGAUAAACCUGUUGUGGAUCAACUAAAAUCUGAAUGGGUGGAGGCGACUACAGUUAAUUCACAACAGCUUUCCGCCCCAGUGAACCAUAUAAAAGAGAGUGUUGAUGAGGCUGUUCCUAUUGAUGAUUCCGACAUUGUUACGGAUCCUGAGAUAACUUCCAAAUUGCACGGUGAACCGGUCACACCUACGGCAAAAAGACAGAGCCCCGAUCCAUCCAUUGAAUCUACAAGUCAUGCGACACACAACGAAGGAGAUUUGUCUUCCACUAAACUUAAGAAACCAGCCAGAAUCACCAGGAAAUUAGUGAAGAUUGAAAAAUAG